AUGUUGGUCGAGCUCGCUGAUCGAGGCCUUGUGUUCAAGGGACAGGAGAAGAACGGCAAUGACGUCAAGGAUGGGAAGCUGGAGCUUUCACGAAGGUUGGCGGAGCUCAUUGCUGUCAGGGGUGCUCGUUUGUGUGCCUAUGGCGUUGCGGCGAUAUGCCUGAAGCAAGGCAACACCGAGGGUCAUGUUGCCGCGGAUGGUAGUCUGGCGAACAAGCAUCCGAAGUUGAAGAAGAGGUGGGCAAAGGCUUUGGGUGAGACAUUAGACUGGGACGGGAAAGUCGAGAACGAGGAUCCCAUCAUCACCACUAGUGCGGACGAUGGGAGCGGAGUCGGGUGUGCAAUCAUUGCCGCCAUGGAAUUGGGGAGGAGAGCAAAGCACGAGGAAGCCUAA
This is a messenger RNA of Didymosphaeria variabile, 393 nucleotides long. RefSeq names its product Hexokinase isoenzyme 2 (gene HXK2). The record is from RefSeq and is a predicted model, not a curated record. Gene Ontology annotation, cellular component: mitochondrion; cytosol. Lineage: Eukaryota; Fungi; Ascomycota; Dothideomycetes; Pleosporales; Didymosphaeriaceae. The transcript is spliced from 2 exons. Gene Ontology annotation, molecular function: glucokinase activity; ATP binding; mannokinase activity. Bases 1 to 393 code for a protein of 130 amino acids. Gene Ontology annotation, biological process: intracellular glucose homeostasis; glycolytic process; glucose 6-phosphate metabolic process.